Molecule: messenger RNA, 1539 nt
Organism: Trematosphaeria pertusa
Lineage: Eukaryota; Fungi; Ascomycota; Dothideomycetes; Pleosporales; Trematosphaeriaceae
Exons: 3
Coding region: 160-1197 (345 amino acids)
Source: RefSeq, a predicted model, not a curated record
CCUCACCGUCUUAUUCUUGCCCUCGUCCUUCCCUACCUCACACGAAACUGAAAUACCUCUUGCGCUUUAUAGAUCACACAAUCCACUACUAUAGAAAUACCUCCAAAGCCGGAAUCACAACUACCCCGGUCGCAGCGGAACGCGGAGAUUAAUUACGACAUGCAGGACCUAGAGGCACAAUCUAUGGUGUUGCAGUACGGGGUGCAUCUGGAAAAUGACGAGAGAGAAAAUGUCGAACGCGAAGUCCAAGCAGCCAAAGAAGAAUGCCGACAGCUAGCCACAUUAUUCUACGCGAAACUCCCCAGAGAGCUACGCGACGAGGUAUAUGCGUAUUCCUGCGUCGAGGACGACUCCCUUUGGAUCGACCAUAUCCAAGGUGGAGGACAUGAAUCUUCCCCUCCAGAAUACGACUUACUCGAUGAAAGAAUAUAUCCAGCCUACACCCGUGACGACGUUCGGUACAACCAAGACAGAGAAUGCGACGUAUUGGAAAGAAGAGCCGUGCUGAACAGCGAGUAUGUUGGGAGGGAAGUAGCGCUCGAGGCCGCUACAGUCUACUUCUCGCAAAACACCUUCUAUGUUCUUUUCGACAAGGACCUGCAGAGCUUCUUGGCUCGUGAUCUCCUUGGUCUCGGCAUUCAACCGGGGAAGUACGUACGCAGCCUGCACGUCGCUAUACGAUGCGAGCCCUUGAGCAGAAAGAUGGCGUAUCGGCACGACUUCGAUGGUAGUGCAGAGGCAGCGUUUCUGGAUGCUAAAGCCAGGAACCUCCGAAAUGGCCUUGCGAUGAUGGCGAACACGGCGAAACUGGACAUCCUACUGGACAUCACCACCAAUUUCAAAGGAUUUAACUACGAGUAUUAUAGGGGUAGCACUCCGCAAGCUGAAGAAAAUCGAAAGGAUGAUGAACGCUGCCUAUCAAAUAUCCUAGAAGCAAUUUGGACGCCAGUUCAAGAUUUGAUCGUUGCUGGGAGCAACGUCAAGGUCGCUCACGAUGAUCCUUUUGCCCACUAUCGAAGGAUAGGCCGGCUGUUCGACGGCACCUCUGUGCAACGAUGCAAGGAAUCCCAGGACUCUUCCUCACCGCCCAGUGCGCAUUAUAUUUCCCGUCGCACGUUGACGGCCGGUGAGGACUUCUCGUUGCGCGCCUAUUUGCAGCGGCGGUGGGGGGAGGAGCGGAUUGCGGAUGCGGAAUAAGAGCGCCGAUGGGAUCGUACGUACCAGUUGGGGAACGGUUGGACGAGAGUGAGAGAGAUUACAUGGCAGAAUUAGGUUUCAGUGGAAAGAGGUGCUAUUAGGAGGAGCACAUUGUGGAUAGCACGACCACGGCGCCAAAUCGCAUUUGCAGCCCACGGACUUCUUUCUUCGCCGCUGUCACCGCGCCUUCCUCCAAGCGUUUUCUAAGAGUUUGCUAGAGUGCGGAAUAUCCAUUGAUCGCUGGUCUCCGUGCGACGUCCCCGUGUAACAAGGAUGGCAGGUCGACCCAGUCGCUGCCAUUGGCCUUCUCCCCCAUCAGAUCGCAGAGAAGACUUAUCAAAG